UUGCCUUUACUUAUUCUAAAAGCAGGUGCCGUGGCGUGCACUCGUCUGUGUAUCUUGGAUAAUUUUGCCGCCAAUUGCACCGCAUAGUCGAAUAUUCUCGCGUGCUGUGAAUAAGAAUAAGUGCUGCCAAACGAAGCAUAUAAAUAACACGACCAUCUCUGGAUAGAACGUGCAAAUGGUUGUAAUUGUUAUGUAUCCAAAUUCGGGGGCAAUAGUUUCAAGUGUGGUUCGUUGAAGGUUUAGUUUAUUUGUGUGCUAGUAAUGCCAGGACACGCAAGCAGCCCAUACUGGGCGGCUGUAGACUUCGACAGCGAAGGGGAUGAAGACAGGAGUCCACAGCCUACAAAUCGAGUAUACCUUGAUCCGUGGGAUAACGAAGCAUAUGGAAUGAUACAAGGAGAAUCUCCGGACUCCAGUCAAGAACAAAAUAUGAAUUCCUUCGCUGGGGAACCAGUUAGUGCAAGUUUUUACUAUGUCCCAACAAAAACUUACGAUUCUGGAGAGGAACCGAAACCUAAAAGAGCCAUCUUCCCCGAGGAUGUAGUAACACCUGACUAUACUAUCUACAGCAGGAGAUCAUCCAGGGCUAUGGUACCUGACUACCACGAUAUGCCUUUAUACGGUUACAGGCAGGAACGCAGAAGAUCAAUGUACAUCGAAGAACCAGUAUAUGCACCACAUCCCAUGGUGUAUGAAAGUCUUUACGUGCCUGUGCCAAUGCAGCCGUACAUGCAACCCAGACCACGCAUGUCUCUUCAGCACCAACCCGACCAUUUAAUAGCAAAUAACGGCUACGGGAAGCAAAGACGGCAUUCACGGAUGACUGAAGCGUACGAGCAAUAUGCGUACGAAUCUCUGCCUCCCGAAUAUGAAGACUGGGCCCGGCCGAUGCCGAAGACGGUUCCUGACAAUUUCCACCUCUCCAGAUACGGUCAUCUUGAAAUUGACUAUUCGUGCAGUUGGAAUUCUCUUGAUCGAAUCAUUCGGAAUCAGUAAUUAUGAAAUAGAAAGGACGGUGAAAGAAACGAAUGGUCUCUUUUGAUGUUCAUACGAAGUCUAAGACUUUUAAUAAAUUUAUUUUAUUAUUAUUUUUACUAAAUAUAAGAUAAAGCGAAAGUCUAAAGAUCGUCACACACGAUGAAGAUACACGAUUAAAAUAUAUCUCGCAAUAUUCAGUGGAAUAUCACAUAGGACGACGAUAAUAAAUACAUUUUCAUCUUACAGUAUUGUAAAAUACUGAGGUAUAUGGAAAUUUUCUCUUAAGAUACGAUAUAUAUAUCGACCAUGCGUUUACAUUAAAGAUGAAUACGCGAAGUUUUUCAAAAGAAUGAAAGCCUAAAAGGGGUUCGUAUAUUGUCGUAUCUUAUCCUUGUGUGGUACCAUAAGGUAUUAUAAUAUUUAAUCUCAAGAUAUCGAAAAUAAAAUAUUAUAGGUACCUACAAUUAGCUAAUAUAAUUACACUAUGCAUAACUUGAUCGUGUGUGUCGCGCUUUAUUUUGGAAGCGUUUGUUUGAUAUUCUAUUUUUAUAAAGAGGUUUUCUUUUAAAAAUAUUGAGGCUUAUGAUAGUUUUUGACUUCUCAUCCGCUAUUUAUAUACGAUUCUAACGAUUAAGUAAUUUUUCAUGAUCGUCAUGAAAUUUUGUAUACGUUGUCGGGGAUAAGGCUACGUGACGUCUGCACGCUCCCCCUUAACGCGUCGGCGAAACUACGGACGGAAGUCCUAGUAAAUAAACGAAAGAUAUUUUUUUUGGUAAAACGUUUAUUCGCGUUUUAAUUAUAUAUAUUUUAUAACUAGUAACUAUACUAUUACGUAAUACUUUAUUAAUGGUACUCAUUGUUUAUUAAAUUUUUAUAAGACAAUAAUCAAUGUCGUGAAUUAUUGAAACUUAAUUUGUAAUUAAGUGUUUAUACAAAAUGGUAUGGAUUAAUGAACGCACUCGCCAAAGAAAAUAAAUAAACUAUAAUUGUU
Nymphalis io (European peacock) is the source of this 1969-nucleotide messenger RNA. RefSeq lists its product as uncharacterized. Lineage: Eukaryota; Metazoa; Arthropoda; Insecta; Lepidoptera; Nymphalidae. The record is from RefSeq and is a predicted model, not a curated record. The transcript is spliced from 3 exons. The coding region runs from base 262 to 996 and encodes 244 amino acids.